GGUCCCGCCGCCGCCGCCGCCGCCGCCGCCGCCGUAGCCCGAGCGCUCCGCGGACAUGAAGACCCCUGGCGAGGUGCUGCGCGAGGGCGAGCUGGAGAAGCGCAGCGACAGCCUGUUCCAGCUGUGGAAGAAGAAGCGCGGCGUGCUCACCCCGGACCGCCUGCGCCUGUUCCCCGCCGGGCCCGGCGCGCGCCCCAAGGAGCUGCGCUUCCACUCCAUCCUCAAGGUGGACUGCGUGGAGCACACGGGCAAGUACGUGUACUUCACCAUCGUCACCACCGACCGCAAGGAGAUUGACUUCCGCUGCGCGGGCGAGAGCUGCUGGAACGCGGCCAUCACGCUGGCGCUCAUCGACUUCCAGAACCGCCGCGCGCUGGAGGACUUCCGCAGCCGCCAGGAGCGCGCCGCGCCCACGGCGCAGCCAGAGGCCCGGGCGGCCCGCGCGCCCUGAGCCCUCGCCGCGAGCCACACAAGGGACCAGUUGGGCCGGACCGGCCGCAUGGGCCUCGCGUCGGGCAGGAGCCCGGGGGGUGCCUGGGACGGCGGGAGCCCGGGCGGGCGCUGACCUCACGAGGACAAGGCGGCCGCUUCCCUUCCCCACGAGGAGGACCGUCCGCGCGUGCGGACCCUCGCCCCGCUGUGCGGGCGCGUUAACUUAUUGGACUGUGUAUUUAUUUUGAUGGUUGGUUGUUGUCAAACCAUUUUUGUCUUAAUAUUUUUUUUUCCGUCGUUGUGCCCAUUCCAAAUAAAUGACUUGAUACGUUCUC
Messenger RNA from Castor canadensis (American beaver), 767 nucleotides. It is a transcript of the gene Phlda2, whose product is annotated as pleckstrin homology like domain family A member 2. The record is from RefSeq and is a predicted model, not a curated record. NCBI's taxonomy places the organism in Eukaryota, Metazoa, Chordata, Mammalia, Rodentia, Castoridae. Gene Ontology annotation, biological process: placenta development; positive regulation of apoptotic process. Gene Ontology annotation, molecular function: phosphatidylinositol phosphate binding.